Messenger RNA from Sinocyclocheilus rhinocerous, 2037 nucleotides. RefSeq names its product nuclear pore complex protein Nup85-like. Gene Ontology annotation, biological process: positive regulation of DNA-templated transcription; protein import into nucleus; mRNA export from nucleus. Gene Ontology annotation, cellular component: nuclear pore outer ring. The transcript is spliced from 18 exons. The record is from RefSeq and is a predicted model, not a curated record. Gene Ontology annotation, molecular function: structural constituent of nuclear pore. Lineage: Eukaryota; Metazoa; Chordata; Actinopteri; Cypriniformes; Cyprinidae. The coding region runs from base 144 to 1925 and encodes 593 amino acids.
UACUAACCGCGCAGGCAUCAGGGGUCCUUCAGACUCAUGGCGCUCGAUUCUGAGUGCUGAGUGUAUUGAAUGUAGUUUAGAUCAUACAGCGGUAUAACAUUAUACUUUCGCUAUUAUUCGGGAGGAUUUAAUAUCUCGGUGUUAUGGAGGAGGUGGAUGUAGAGCUCAGUAUCACGCUCAUUCCCGGCGCUGGAUUUCAUCAGAAGCACUUGGGUUUUGAAUGGGGUCCUGGAGAUCUGUCAGUGUAUGAGACAAACUACAAACUACAAGGUCCGAGGUCUGCAGGCUCUCCGUUCGUUCACAUCGUGAGGAGAGAUGAAGACAUCUGCUCUCCCAUCCUGCGCAAACUCUUCAACGAGUCCCAUCUCAUCUUCGUGGGGCUGCAGAAAAUCAAAGAGGACAUGCCCAGCAAAAACAAGAAGUCACAGUUUGUGAGCAUCAGUAAGAACUACAGGUCUGUGAUCAGAGCUUGUAUGGAGGAGCUGCAGCAGAACGCAGUUUCAACACAAAAUGGUUCUUUAGCGUCACAGUAUGGAGAUCAGGUCUCUAUUCUCUUGGCGAUAGAGCUCAUAUGGAACUUGUGUGAGGUUCUCUUCAUCGACGCAGCGCCAGCCGGAUCUCUGUUGCUCCAGCUGCUGGAUUGGGUGCGUCUGCACAAGUCGGACGUGGACGCGAAAGCGCGAGAGGUGUUACAGAGCGACAGCCCCACUCAGCAUCAGUCCUACUGGGACGUGGUGAUCAGUUUAGUCCUGCAGGGCCGUAUGGAUGAAGCCCGUCAGGUGCUGUCCAAACAGGCGUCUCUGCGGGCGGAGAGCAGCUCUGUGUUCAGACGCAUGGACGGCCUGUUACAGACCAUGCCCAUAUUUAACGUACGUGCAUCAGGACAUGCUUUUCCUAAACUGGUUAAGAACGUGUUAUAUUUCACCCCAAAAUCUGAAGAAAUUAUAUAUUCCACUUCAAGCAUGAACAUGUUUCUGGGUCCGCGGGCGUCUCCGGAGCCUCUGGACAUCAUCCUGCUGUCAGCCUUUGAGUUUGACCUGCAUCAGGUGAUCAAAGACUGCAGCAUCGCGCUCAAUAACUGGUGGUUCGUGGCUCAUCUGACAGACCUGCUGGAUCACUGCAAACUCCUGCAGUCGCACAACCUCCAUUUUGGGUCUAAUCUGCGUGAGUUUCUGGUUUUAGAGUAUGCCUCGGGUCUCUUCACGCAUCACAGUCUGUGGCAGCUGGCGGUGGAUUAUUUCGAUCACUGUCCUGAGUUCGGUCGUGUGUAUCUGGAGCUGCAGGUCGAGAGAGUCCCACUCGACACCGAACGCAAAGCCAUUAAAGUCUUGCGGAUCUGUGAGGACAGACAGAUGAGUGAACAGGUGCGCAGUAUCUGUAAGAUCAUGACUAAAAGAGCUCUGAGGAACAACAGACUGGGAUCUGCUCUGUCCUGCAGCAUCAGAGCCAAAGACGCUGCGUUCGCUACACUUUUCCCCCACAGGUUUCUUCAGGAUUACAGUAACAAAGGCUCUUUCACAGAUCUGGAUUUGUUGGAUAAUCUGGGUCCCGCCAUGCUGCUCAGUGACAGACUGACGUUUUUAGGAAAGUACCGUGAGUUUCACAGGCUUUACGGUGAGAAGCGGUUCUCAGAGGCGGCCAGACUCCUGCUGUCCCUCAUGACGGCAAAGAUCGCUCCGCGCAGUCUGUGGAUGACGCUGCUGACCGACGCGCUGCCGCUGCUGGAACAGAAAGUGGUGAUCUUCUCAGUGGAUCAGACGUAUGAGCUCAUGUCCUGUCUGGAGGAGCUGAACUCCGGGACCAAAGACUCAAACCUGACAGACCAGGAUGAAGAUAUCGAGUCCACGAAGACGGAGCUCUUGCGACUGGCUCUGGCCCGUAACCUCACCAUGGCCAUCGUGAAAGAGGGAACUAUAGAAACAUAAAUACAUCUGAGCAUCAAAUCAGUCACUUACAGCUGUUUUUCUUAUUUGUGUCCUGUACAUAAUUCAAAAACUUGAAAAAAGUGACUUCUUUUAUAACAUUUUCCAGUAUUUG